Dendronephthya gigantea is the source of this 1668-nucleotide messenger RNA. RefSeq lists its product as uncharacterized. Lineage: Eukaryota; Metazoa; Cnidaria; Anthozoa; Malacalcyonacea; Nephtheidae. The record is from RefSeq and is a predicted model, not a curated record. The coding region runs from base 463 to 1548 and encodes 361 amino acids. The transcript is spliced from 3 exons.
UUACAUAAAAUCAAAGCCUACAAAGUUACAGUCAGCAAUUCGACCAAAAAAUGACAGGCAAUGUAUUGUGAAAUUUGAAAACAGGAAGGCCAACCAGGAUGCGAUAUUGACCAGGAACAAACUUUGUGUAUUCACCUUAAGUACUUGAACAGGAAUUGAGUGUCAUGUCAGAAUUAAGACACACUCGUGGCGUGAGAUAUCACUGAUUGUUCAGAGGACAGUGCGUUCAAAGACGUGAAGACGCUGUCUCAAAAGCUAUAUAUUAAAGAUUGUUGUUAAUCUUUGGGGAAGUGGUUGAGCUGUCAGCUUUCUGGGCCUUUCUGUGAUAAAUUGUGUUUACAUUUCGUGUUGAAAGUUCAUUGCGUGUUUCUCAAGACAAGAAACUGGUCCAAAACAAAGCGAGAAGAUAUUGCCUAAGAUCACGACAGCAAAAACAUCGCCAGUCUGAGAUUUAUAUUAAACAUGGCCGCCGAAAUAUCGGACGGUGAAGAUAUUUUAUUCCACAACGUUCAACGUCUUAUGCACGAAGACCUCACCAGAGCCCGUGCUGGAUUCGACAGAGCAGCUGCCUUCGUAAAUGGCUUAUUUUGUGAUCUUACAAGCAUUGAUAUAAGGUUUGAGUUUGAUCCUGUGUCGCUGGAUGACUGCAGAUGCGAGAAAGUGGCACUCAACGAGUUCAACUUGAUGUGUACCUUGAAGCAUCUGCCGUAUGAAGAGAUGGAUUUGGAAGGAGAUGCAAGUUGUGGAGCGGUCAAAGUUAAAUUGGCUGAGAGUUAUCGAGACAGUUACGACAAAGUAUGCUGGGUAGACGUGUGUUCACAGUGUCCUGGAUCAACAGAACGCUAUCUGGAUACAAAUAAGAUCCGUCUUUCCUUGCACCGUGCGAUACAAACAAUAUUAUCAUGUGAAAAUCAAGAGGGUGCGUCUAUCAUCUGCCAGACGAAAUGCGGGUUUAUUACUUUGGUUGUAAAUCUUCACCUCAAUGGUGUUUAUAAAUUUAACUUAUUACCAGCGAUGUGGGUGAGCAGGAAGUGCUCUGCUUUAAAGAAAUUUGAUGAAAGAAUUGCUCACGUGUUUAACACUCUGGACGACACCGACUGUGUUGAAUGCAUUCAAAUUGUAGCCCGACCAACCGCGACGCUUCAAGACACACUUUGGAGGAUCACCUUCAACGAUCUGGAAAACAGAAUCCUGAAUCUUAAAAAAUUCUUCUGCGUUCAGCAUUGUAUCUUUGCCAUACAUUCCCUUCAAAAGAAACACCUUCGCGCUAAAAGCCUUCCUAGUUUAUCUCUGUAUAACAUUCGUUUGAUUACUUUGCGAGAAAUAUUAAGGAACCCACAGCCGAAGGAGUGGUCAGCAGGAAGAUUUGGCGUUCGUCUGGAUGCCAUGCUGAAGUCAAUCAAAACAGCUUUGAAUCAGAAAACCAACAAUAACAUCUUCACGCAUGUCAAUAUCCUUGGCAAUUGCAACAAGAGAGAUUUGAAGCUGUUAGGUCGAGAAUUCAGUCGAAUAAGAAAAUUCAACAAGCAAAUAUUUUUGCUGUCUUGAACAAUUGAAAAUAUCGCAAUCUUUGGAAAAAAAUAAACUAUUCUUAAAAUUAGUUCACUUAGCAAAGCCUUGUUCAGAUUAUAGACCGAUGUUAAAAAGAAUAUUAUCAGAGAUUUAUCA